Messenger RNA from Marmota flaviventris (yellow-bellied marmot), 586 nucleotides. It is a transcript of the gene S100a11, whose product is annotated as S100 calcium binding protein A11. Gene Ontology annotation, cellular component: cytoplasm. Gene Ontology annotation, molecular function: calcium-dependent protein binding; S100 protein binding; calcium ion binding. Gene Ontology annotation, biological process: regulation of cell population proliferation. NCBI's taxonomy places the organism in Eukaryota, Metazoa, Chordata, Mammalia, Rodentia, Sciuridae. The record is from RefSeq and is a predicted model, not a curated record.
GCCAGCCCGGCAGCCCGCAGUCCGACGCCGCCCCGCUCCGCUGCAGCUCGUCUUCCUCCUGAGUGAAGGGAAGGCUCCCUGAGCUCCGUGCGGACGUGGCCGAAACUGACCCGGGACAGCAAACAUGCCCCACCCCACAGAGACUGAGCGGUGCAUCGAGUCCCUGAUUGCCGUUUUCCAGAAGUAUGCUGGGAAGGAUGGGAACAGCAGCACCAUCUCCAAGGGGGAGUUCCUGAGCUUCAUGCACUCAGAACUGGCUGCCUUUACAAAGAACCAGAAGGAUCCUGGUGUCCUUGACCGCAUGAUGAAGAAGCUAGACCUCAACAGUGAUGGACAACUAGAUUUCCAAGAAUUCCUCAACCUCAUUGGUGGCUUAGCCGUGGCUUGCCAUGACUCCUUCAUGAAAUCUGCCCAACCCCAGAAGCGUAUGUGAGGGCCCCAUGAGCCUGACCUCAAAACCUCCCUCUUCCCUCAAGUCGCCCAGUCAUUCCAGCCCCCACCCACCCUGAGCCCACCACCUCCACCACACUGGGGAACCCACUCCUGCUCGUGAUAAUAAAACAACCUUUUUUUUUUUUAAAACACA